This is a messenger RNA of Quercus lobata, 846 nucleotides long. RefSeq lists its product as uncharacterized. Gene Ontology annotation, molecular function: nucleic acid binding; RNA-DNA hybrid ribonuclease activity. The coding region runs from base 1 to 846 and encodes 281 amino acids. The record is from RefSeq and is a predicted model, not a curated record. The transcript has a single exon. NCBI's taxonomy places the organism in Eukaryota, Viridiplantae, Streptophyta, Magnoliopsida, Fagales, Fagaceae.
AUGUGGAAAGCAUGCUUGAACAUACUCCCAACCAAGCACCAGCUAAGACUCAGGGGCAUUGGGCAAGAUGAUAAAUACGAGUUGUGUGGUAGCUGUGAAACAUCAGGACAUGUUUUUUGGGGGUGCAAAUUGGCAAGGGAAGUAUGGGGAAACAAAAGACUGAAGUUGCCAUAUUUAGAGACCACGCCUAGGGACUUCAUAGAUAUCAUGUGGCAGAUUAAGCUCAAGAAGCCAGAGCUUGACUGGGAAUUAUUUGCAAUCACGGCAUGGAGUUUGUGGAGUAAUAGGAAUUCAGUAUGCCAUGGAGGAAAGAGCAAAGCAGCGGUAUUGAUAGCCCGAGAAGUGACUGCAUGUACGAAGGAGGUCAGGCAGACCAACGAGGUUCAGAGUAGACCUUCACCUUCAAUUGGGCAAACUUGGACUCCUCCUAGAAGGGGGUGCUACAAGAUUAAUGUUGAUGGGGCGAUGUUUAAAGAAAUGGGCUAUUGUGGGGUGGGAAUGGUCAUUAGAAAUGAGGAAGGACAGAUAAUGGGUGCAAUGAGUAAAAGGUUGGAUCUACCUUUGAAAGCGUUGGAAACGGAAGCAAAAGCAGUGAAGGAGAGCAUCAUCCUUGCCAGGGACCUCAGCCUAAGGAACAUUAGUGUGGAAAGCGAUGCCCAGGUUGUUGUAAAAUCCUUGAAUGCACAGGGCCUAGCAUCGAGCUCCAUCCAUAAGGUGAUUGAAGGAACAAAAAUGGAACUCCGUGGUUUUGAUUCAUGGGAAGUAAACCACAUUUGCAGAGACAAAAACUCUACAGCACAUCUCAUUGCAAAGCAUGCCAAGUUUAUAUCUGAUUGUUGUGUAUAG